AUGCGUCUCAUCAACACGAAAACUUUACAGCUGGAAGAGUUCAAUGAAGACAAUCGGCCGCUCUAUGCGAUUCUCUCCCACACUUGGGGAGACCAAGAGGUCACAUUCCAGCACAUGCAAGACGACAGGAGCCACCAUUCAUGGAAAGCCGGUUACCGAAAAAUCGCCCAAACAUGCAAAGUGGCUCUUAAUUCCGGCAUAGGGUACGCCUGGGUCGACACCUGCUGCAUCGACAAGACAAGCAGUGCCGAACUGUCCGAGGCCAUCAACUCCAUGUUCAGGUGGUAUGAGGAUGCCGAGAUCUGCUACGCUUAUCUACCAGAUGUGGUUGGUCCAUCUAGCGGAGGGCUUGCCGUUGUUGAAAGCCGCUGGUUCACUAGGGGCUGGACACUGCAGGAGCUCAUCGCGCCUCGAAACCUCGUCUUUUAUGCGACCAACUGGAAAUACAUCAAUUCCCGGAGCAACCUCAGCGAGGCCAUCGCACGUGUCACCGGCAUCGAGGAGAGACUUCUUAAGGACAAUCGCGCCAAGGCUGGUUCGAUAUUAAGAACCACAAGCAUAGCCCGGCGGAUGAGUUGGGCGGCUAGACGGCAAACAGCUCGUACAGAAGACCUUGCCUACUGUCUACUGGGAAUAUUUGACAUAAAUAUGCCUCUUGUCUACGGAGAAGGCGCUAGGGCCUUUACCCGACUCCAAGAACAAAUCAUCCAGCAUACGGAUGAUCAGUCGAUAUUCGCAUGGGGUCUUCACGACGGCAUUAAACCCGAGGCCGGACCUGACACGAGCACCAGUGUCCUCGCCCCUUCACCGGCAGCCUUUGUUGCAUCCGGAGACAUCGUUCAAGUCGACACCGGGGAGGAGUCUGCACCCUUCUCAUUGACCAAUCGUGGAAUUCGAAUCGACCUCCGCGUGGGGUUGAUUCGUGGCCGUCGGUACGGCAUAAUCCCCUGUCGACGAAACAAAGCAACGGGUCUUCUAAUGAUCAAGCUUCAGAAUUUGCAGGGCAAUCGGUUCUUCAGAGUCGCCGACGCGCCAGUCACGUGGAGGAGCUAUCUGGCAUGGAAGCGGACACCCAAGAUUCCCGUGUAUCUGAUGACAGUCCCUCCCCCUGAAAAACAUCAGAUCCCGUCUGGCUCCUUUCUUGUCGAGCUCCCCCGCGACCAGAUCGCAGUGCACAGCGUCUCUAAAGGAUACACCUGGUCUCCAGCGACAGACCUGAUCACCAGGAACGAGCCCGAACCUCACCGGCAUUCCCUUUUCGAAGCGAUCAGAGCCUUCGGUCCGGCUAAGGAGGUCUAUUCUGCCACUGACCAGAAAAACUUUCGACGUCUGCGCCGUAUGCUUAGAAUCGAUCCUCGUAAAGUAAAGGGCCAAAUCGAAGACACCAGCGGCGGUCUCCAAAAGGACUCACACCGUUGGCUCCUGAACCAUGAAGGCUUCCACCGGUUUCAGAAUGACCCACAAACUCCUCUCCUUUGGAUCAGCGGCGGCCCUGGUACAGGCAAGGCGAUGCUGCUUUGCGGCCUAAUCGAUGAGCUAUCAGCGAAGCCAACAGCCCUUUCUUACUUCUUUUACCGGGCUUCUAACCCCCGCCUCAACAGCGGAGUGGCUGUUUUACGUGGUCUUCUAUAUGUGCUCGCUUGCCAAAGACCAUCACUGAUCUCUGGGUAUGACCUUUUGGGAAAGCAACGAGAUGAGGAUACUUCAACCUGGGAGCCUCUUGCCAAACUCGUCUCAUCCACACUAGAAGAUCCCUUGCUAGAAGGUGCGGUUCUAGUUGUUGAUGCGCUCAAUGAGUGUUCCGCCGAUCGGGAGUCACUUAUUGAGUUUACCAAGAAGCCUUCGCGUGUCAAGUGGAUCAUAUCGAGCCGAGACCUGCCAGACGUCAGAGAUGACUGGAAUGGUCUGAGUCAGGUCACAUUGAGACUUGAAGCACAUGAAGAUGUCAUAUCCCAUUUUGUUGACACAUACAUCCAACGUAAACCGGGCAAUUUGGGAAGAGAAAAGAAUUUCGACCGGAAAACCAGGAGUAUCCUGAAUUCGCCUCACUCGUCCCUCUGUAAGAGGAUCCUGGCAAUCGCCACAGUCGUCUUUUGUCCAGUUACCUUGGAGGAGUUGGGGAACCUCGACUUUGAACUGCAAGACGUCAAUGAGGAGCUUUUGGAAGAACUCAUCUUGACCUGCGGCCCCUUUUUGACCCUCCAUAAAAAAACCAUAGACUUUGUACAUCUUUCAGCCAGGGAGUUCUUGCUGUCAGCUGGGUAUCGUCUCGUCAUGCCUUUAGGGGUUGCCCAUCAACAAGCCCGCGUCUUUUUUGCGUCGAUGAAAUGCCUCAUCAACACACUCCGCGAGGAUAUUUACAGCUUGCAAAACUCAGGAGUGCGUAUUCAUGAGGUUCCACGACUUGAUCCUGGCCCUUUACUUGCAGUUGGAUAUUCUUGCACCAACUGA
Molecule: messenger RNA, 2451 nt
Organism: Fusarium falciforme
Lineage: Eukaryota; Fungi; Ascomycota; Sordariomycetes; Hypocreales; Nectriaceae
Product: HET domain-containing protein
Exons: 2
Coding region: 1-2451 (816 amino acids)
Source: RefSeq, a predicted model, not a curated record